Molecule: messenger RNA, 714 nt
Organism: Mustela lutreola (European mink)
Lineage: Eukaryota; Metazoa; Chordata; Mammalia; Carnivora; Mustelidae
Gene: SRP14
Product: signal recognition particle 14
Exons: 5
Coding region: 80-412 (110 amino acids)
Biological process (GO): SRP-dependent cotranslational protein targeting to membrane
Cellular component (GO): signal recognition particle, endoplasmic reticulum targeting
Molecular function (GO): endoplasmic reticulum signal sequence receptor activity; 7S RNA binding
Source: RefSeq, a predicted model, not a curated record
GUCCCGCCCACUUUGGGCGGAGCUUCCGGCUCCAAUUGCUUGGGCCUUAUGCUGACGGCGGGGAGCUAGCGACGCCGGGAUGGUGCUCCUGGAGAGCGAGCAGUUCCUGACGGAGCUGACCAGACUGUUUCAGAAGUGCCGGUUGUCGGGCAGCGUGUUCAUCACCCUGAAGAAGUAUGAUGGUCGAACUAAACCCAUUCCAAGGAAGGGUUCUGUAGAGGGCUUUGAGCCCUCAGACAACAAGUGUCUGUUAAGAGCUACUGAUGGGAAAAAGAAGAUCAGCACUGUGGUGAGCUCCAAAGAAGUGAACAAGUUUCAGAUGGCUUACUCAAAUCUAUUGAGAGCUAACAUGGAUGGGCUGAAGAAGAGGGACAAAAAGAGCAAGAGUAAGAAGAGCAAAGCAGCACAGUGAAGGGCACCAGAUAUCCAUCUUUCACCAACUAACCACCGAAUUACUAUUUUUUCUUUGGUUUUUACUUUUGGCCACAAAUCUAGGUUUCUGGUUCCCCCAUAAUAACUUUUCAUGUGAGAUGAGUGUCAUUUUGGAUGGAAGAAAGGCUGCAGUGUUUAUAGGAUAGUUGUAAGAAGCCGAGUUUAUUUGAGAAUUGGCUGAUUGGUCUUUGUUGUAUGGUUGUGUAUCCUGGGAUUAUAAAGUCUCUGUAGCCAUCUGUGUGAAGAACAAUGGAUCAUUAAACCUGUAUUUAUCUGCACUGA